Messenger RNA from Anoplophora glabripennis (Asian longhorned beetle), 590 nucleotides. RefSeq names its product reactive oxygen species modulator 1. The record is from RefSeq and is a predicted model, not a curated record. NCBI's taxonomy places the organism in Eukaryota, Metazoa, Arthropoda, Insecta, Coleoptera, Cerambycidae. Gene Ontology annotation, cellular component: TIM23 mitochondrial import inner membrane translocase complex. Gene Ontology annotation, biological process: protein import into mitochondrial matrix; protein insertion into mitochondrial inner membrane. The coding region runs from base 227 to 466 and encodes 79 amino acids. The transcript is spliced from 2 exons.
GUCUAUCAAAACGCUCUUGUGACUUGUAUUCGUAAUAUGUAACUCACACAUGUCUAAAAAGUGUAAUUCACAAAAUAAAUUUCGGUUUUGAAAAGUUUUUACUGAAAAUUCGACGAUUUAGAGUGCACAUACUCCGGUGUUCACAAAAAAUUCUCCGUGUACUUAAAUAGUGACCGUUCUUGACCCCUUUGAGGUUAUCUAAGGUACACAUCAUUCUUUAGACAAAAUGCCUGUUCCCAGUGGUGUGUACCAACAACAAGGUCCCUCGUGCAUGGACAGGAUGAAGAUGGGCUUUUUCCUAGGAUUCUGCGUGGGUAUGGCCAGUGGAGCACUGUUCGGUGGAUUCUCAGCACUGCGGGGUGGUUUGAGAGGGAAGGAGCUAGUGAACACGGUGGGCAAAGUCAUGUUACAGGGUGGAGGUUCCUUUGGCACAUUUUUGGCCAUCGGAUCAGGUCUGAGAUGUUGAUCCGCACAAUCUCGUGCAAUCGUACUGAACAAGAUACUUUAAUUACCUGUCUUGAUCUAGUUUUAGUGUAAAAUAUGUUACUCGUUUCUUCACUAUUUCGGAAAUAAAUUUUUAGUACAUAAAA